This is a messenger RNA of Pieris rapae (cabbage white), 1691 nucleotides long. Its product is annotated as zinc finger protein 277. NCBI's taxonomy places the organism in Eukaryota, Metazoa, Arthropoda, Insecta, Lepidoptera, Pieridae. The coding region runs from base 158 to 1444 and encodes 428 amino acids. The transcript is spliced from 2 exons. The record is from RefSeq and is a predicted model, not a curated record.
GACUGUUGUUGGGAAUCAAGUCACAAAAUCAAAUGUGAAUUGUGAAGUUCAGAAUUUUUCUUUAUUUUAAAUGCUGUAAUAAUUGAAGCUACCUUAGUAUUUAUAUAAGGUUCUCAGUAUUCGGAAAAGCAAUAUAUCACUCAUAAGUAAUGUAAUAAUGUCCACAACCGACAAACAGUUUUUUGGGCCCCUAACACUGCAUCAAAAGGCGGAUAAACCAAGUGUUUUUAAGAACGACGAUCCAGAGGAAUGUGCCUGUCUUCUUUGUGAUGAAAGAUACCUCUUACCUACUUCUGAGAAGGAUUUGCUUACACAUUUGUUUAUGGAGCACCGUCUCGUUAUUGCCGAUGUCAACCAAAUAGCCGAUCUUCCAAAUUACAUCAAUUUUUGGAAGUCAAGAUUUAAAGAUCAAAACCUGCCAUUUUUCUGUACAACUAUGCUUUUGGAUAACAAACCUGAUGGUACUAAGUCAAAAAAUGAAGAAUACUUCCUACUAAGUGAUGUUUUACCUGAAGAUAAGGAAAUAAGGUCAAAUCUUAGACAAUCAAAACUGGAGAAGCUUUUGGAAAGGCAUGCCUUUGAAAGAGAGGACAGAAACUAUUUAAAGGAAUGUUUAUUCUGUAGAUAUAUCUCAAAUGACACUAGAGCAAACUAUUUGAAUCAUUUAUAUGAAAAACACAAUUUUCACAUUGCUAAGCCAGAUAAUCUCAUAUUUAUUGAUGAUCUUGUAGACUUGUUAUCAACAAAAUUAGAAGGAUUGCAGUGCAUAUACUGUGAAGGGUUAUUUAAAGAUAGGACAAUACUUAAAGAACACAUGCGUAAAAAGGGUCAUAAAAGAAUAAAUCCAGCAAAUAAAGACUAUGAUAAAUUCUUUCUAGUUAAUUAUAUUGGUGAUAAGCAAACUAAACCGAAGUUGUGUAAGCCAUAUACAUCAAAAGUACAGAAGCAAGAUGAUAUUGAUUCAAAUGUUGAUAGUGAUCCUGAAUGGUCAGAAUGGACUGAAGAAGAUUGUCCAUUGAUAACCUGCCUGCUUUGUGAACAUACAGAAAAUGAAUAUGAAAACAUAUUGGAACAUAUGAAAUGCCUACACGAGUUUUCAUUUACAGAAACAACAAAUGGCAUGGAUUUCUACCACAAAGUAAAAAUAGUUAAUUAUAUCAGACGCCAAAUACUUUUAAAGCAAUGUUUAUCAUGUGAUACUAAGUUUGAUGAUCAAAAGAACCUAGAAAAACAUAUUAAAGAGACAAAUCAUUGGGUUCUAAAAAAGGAAAAGUGGGAUCAGCCAGAAUACUACUUUCCAACAUAUGAAGAUGAUUUGUUCCUAUGUUUUAUUCAUGAUGAUGACGAAAGUUGGUGGUCUAGUGAUGAACAGGAAGCUAAUAAAACAAAUAGUAUGUCUGAAAGUAUAUCUAAGGAGAUGGCUAUGGCUGUGCUUAGUGAUUGAAAUGCCAAUUUGUAUCAUAGUGUAUAUAACAACAAGUAGUAUUCAGCCAGCCUUUGAAAUGUUUUUCUAUGCUAUAUAGUUAAAACUAGAGAGGUGCAGAAUGUCAUAGCUUAGAAUUCCUCAGCCUCCAGCUUGCAAUAAGAUAGUGGUUAUAUAAUUGACGAAGAAAUAUUUAUUUAUCAUAAAAACAUGUCAUUAAAAAGCGUUAUUGAUUAUUAAUUGUGAGAUUUAAAAAUAUAUUGCCUAU